CUUACGAGCUGUUCGCUCGUCAGGGCACUGCACGAAUUGGUUGAAGGGGUUUGUGCCUGUACUAGAAAGCCAGUUGAGUCCUUGCGAGGAAGCAACUCACCGGCUGCCUAGCUAGCUAGUUAGGCUGCGGGCUCUUGACAGCACUCAUAGAUAGGGUUGGUCCAGUCCAGACUGGUUGGAUGCAGAUUUUGUGCUGGAAUGUUGGCUAUCUAUGAUAGGUACAGUACUGUGCUAGCUACUAGACUAGUAGUACAAGUAGCUUGAGAUCUGUUGACGCGGAUUGCGACGUCACUGGAGACAAUCGAACCUCAAUCGAAUCGAAUCAUUCUCUCGGGUCAUGUUAAAAGUUCAAAGGGGAUUCGAGCUCGACAAGCCAGCAAGGCCCAACAACAAGGACCAAUAUGGUAGAAAGAACCUAAGACCAGACAGGAAACCCCUUGCUACAUGUAGUUGUAGCUAAAGCACCUUGGGCACCCAACAUUAACAGAAUGCUUCGUGCUGUCCACAAGGCUGUGCGAUGCUGCGGUUUCGUUCACAUUUACGACCGCGCACUCCCACUGACGCUACCAACGUUAGCUCUAACCCUAAUAACGCACGAAUGAGAUUUCACCAGAUGCAGGCGGCAACCACCUUGGAAGUUGGAACGGGACGACUUGAGGCAUCUCUGCUGUACAUUACAGUACAGUACUGGUACCAAAGUCUGCACUGCUAUAGAUAGUAGAAGACAAAAGUAUCUAGCAAGGAAUGGAAUCGAAUCAUUCCCUCAUCUGGUGGUCUAACUGACAGCAGCCAUUCCGCUAGCCAGAGUACAUGAAAGAGGAAUGAAUGAAUGACCCGUCAAAGAUACCAAAGAUGUAACUUGCUGCCAGAAACGUUUCAAGAACUUGAGCACCUGGUAAACAAAUACAUGUAAUAUACUUCACUAUACAACUUUAGAAGCAACUGAAAGGCUGUAAGUCUGAGCCCAGCGCAUCGCACUGAGCCCUUGUCAUUGUGCAUUUCCAACAGCAAGCAAUCAUAUCUGUUGCAGCUCGAUCGUCUGUCUAUCUAGCUAGAUAGUUGGUCUUAUCUCGAUCGAUUGUGGUGGUGUGCAAGCAAGCAAGCAAGCAGCAAGAGGAUGAAGUUCAGUACAGACCCCAACCUGGAUGGCUCGUGGAGUAGUGAGCGGGAUGAAGAAUGCGCCAGUCUUUGCAGUGACAAUACCCCACCGGGUAUUAUUAGUAGCAAAGAUGAUACCCGUAGUAUCUACACGGCUAAUAUUGACAACAAGGAAGAACAGCCCGUGUUGGAAAUGGAAGAUACCGAAGUGGACUUGGAAUCCUUGUACAACAAAAAAAAGAACAACAACAACAAUAAGACGAGAUCGUCUCCCAGUCGUCUCGAAGCCUUUGUGCGUCGCAAGAACAAACGACACUACCGUCGCCGUCAUCGUCAUCAUCGUCCUUCCUGGGAUAUGGCGUGGUUUUGGCUCAAGAUUAUUGGAUUGGUGCUACUGCUCGUUCUCAUGCGCAUGUCACAGGAAGAGUACGAAGAAUACGAAGAAGAACACUUCCUCACCAUGAACCAGAACCAGAAUGCGACCACGGAGGAUGAUGCCGCCGCAACCAACAGUGAUGUGAAGAACGGAGAUUCUUGGGUAGUGGAGGACAACAACAAUCCUACUAAUAUCAAACAACCAAAACAGCACGGUGCCCCUGCACAUGCAAAGAAGGGAGACCAGUUGGUGGAGGACAACCAUCCUAUCAACAAACAGCCAAAGAAACACAACGCUGCCCCGGAACAGGAAAAGACCGCGGCGUUGGAGCCAAAGGUGGAACCUUCUCCACAACCACCAAAGAUCUCUACAAAUAAUGUAGAAUCCCAAGAAGAACUUCAGGAGAUGAGCAUGUUAGACCCACAACAUGAGCCACCUGUGGAGCAACAAAACGAGAAAACAACCGAAGAAGAAGCCAAAGAGAGCCCAAGCGCAUCAUCUGGAGAUGAAGCCAAAGAAGAAGCGACAGUUGAAGAGGAAGAAACUCUUGACGAGGAAGAGAGCUACGACGAAGAGAAUGAGCAAAAGGGCAUUUGGUUUGAAGAUGAAUUGAUGCAAGAACAGAGGGUGGAGGAGGAAAAGGCAAAGCGUCCAGGUGGAAAGUAGUAGGUUGUUGUUGUCAUCACAGUGCGUGGGGAGCGACGUUUUGUUUGGCUAGCUAGUGGGGCAGCCUUCAUGGUUGUUCAAAGCGCGAAGCAUGGAAACAGGAACCAAUAUCUUCUUGUGGGAAUCAUUGUUGCUUGUGUCGUCUUUCAAUCUAUCCAUCUAUUUUCAUACUCUUGCCAUUGCUGCACUUACAGGCAACUUACUUUCUUGGAGUACAUACCGGUACCUGCAAAAAGCAAGACCAGAUCAGUAAUAACAAAAGUUCAUAGUAUUCAGCAUGACUGUAUG
This is a messenger RNA of Seminavis robusta, 2428 nucleotides long. The record is from the annotation of a GenBank genome assembly. Lineage: Eukaryota; Bacillariophyta; Bacillariophyceae; Naviculales; Naviculaceae.